Cimex lectularius (bed bug) is the source of this 2909-nucleotide messenger RNA. RefSeq names its product ATP-binding cassette sub-family B member 6, mitochondrial (gene Hmt-1). The coding region runs from base 282 to 2789 and encodes 835 amino acids. The record is from RefSeq and is a predicted model, not a curated record. The transcript has 13 exons. Gene Ontology annotation, molecular function: ABC-type heme transporter activity; ATP binding; ATP hydrolysis activity. Gene Ontology annotation, biological process: transmembrane transport; heme transport. NCBI's taxonomy places the organism in Eukaryota, Metazoa, Arthropoda, Insecta, Hemiptera, Cimicidae. Gene Ontology annotation, cellular component: membrane.
CGCGUUUUCAGUUUAUCAUCAUUCAGCAACGAUCGCAGGUUACUGAGAGGGUCCAAACUUUUAAUCGUUUCCAAUCGGCGUUUUACUCUCUCCUCCCGAUGAAUCGGUGGAUUUAGUCGUUGACUUUUUCGUAAAAUCCUGAUUAAAAUUAAACUUUCGUAAAAUGGUCUGAGAUUUUGGAUAGGGCGAGUGUUGGUUAUUGUUUUGCGCCGAUUCAGGGUGACAUCGCUAUUUGUGAGACGGGCGUAUCGUAAUUCGUACAUGCUGUCAACCGACUGAACAUGCACUUCUGCAGGGAGAACGUCUCCAUUUGGGAAGUAUGGGUGGACCACGGGGUGUCCGACUGCUUCAUGAACACAGUUUCAAACUUGGUACUCGGCUUGUACUUGCUCAUUUUCGGGAGCGCACAGCUCUGGAUGUACAAAAAGUACGGCACCACGAUCAACAGCCACUCCAUCCCGACGUCCAACUUGUACAUCCUCCAGCUUCUGUUCACCGCUUUACUCGGGAUCCUGCCUGUCUUCACCCUCGCCUUCCAGGUCGUCGUGCUCAACCGAGGUGUCAUCUACGGGUUUGAGAUCCUAGCUGUUUUUAUACAGGUUUUCAUCUACCCGUUUUCGAUUCUUCUUAUAUUUUUCGAGAGGAAUUAUCUUCUUCCAUCGGUCCCUACGAGGGGACAUGGCCUCAUUUUACUUGUGUUUUGGACGCUGAUGUUUAUAUCAGUCAACAUCCUUUUUAUCAACAUCCAUCGGCAAGACUGGUGGACACAUUUAGAAUCUUGGAAAGAGAAAGUACAGUUGGCGAUUUUUGUUACAAAGUACAUCCUGAGCCUUUUUGUCUUUGCCCUCGGUUUCAGGGCACCUGGCAUCUUAUCUUCCCGGGAAUAUGUUAACAUUGAGACACCCAUGUUUGACUCUAUGGGCGAGAACUUUGAAGGAAACGCUAACUACUCGACUUGGUACAACUUAUGGAAGAAAAUCAAAAUCUUAGCGCCUUUCCUUUGGCCGAAAAAAGACUCCUUUCUCCAGCUCAGAGUUAUAUUUUGUUUCAUACUGCUUAUUGCAGGGAGGGUGAUUAAUUUGUACGUCCCGCUGUAUAGCAAAUAUAUCGUGAAUAGUAUAAAAGGGCCGGAUUCGCUAUUCAGAUGGGAUCUAGUCAUCAUUUACGUGAGCUUCAAGUUUCUCCAAGGCGGAGGAACUGGAGGAAUGGGCAUCCUGAACAACUUGAGGUCCUUUCUCUGGAUAAGAGUGCAGCAGUACACAACAAGGGAAGUGGAGGUUGAAUUGCUUCACCAUCUACACGGUCUUAGCUUGAGAUGGCACCUUUCAAGGAAAACAGGAGAAGUCCUCAGAAUUAUGGAUAGAGGGACAGAUUCCAUUAACAAUUUACUUACUUACAUACUCUUCAACAUCUUACCAACGAUAGUCGACAUCAUUGUAGCUGUUGUCUAUUUUGUUGUCGCCUUCAACCCUUAUUUCGGUCUAAUUGUUUUCAUAACAAUGUUUUUGUAUAUAUUAGAAACUAUAUGUAUAACUGAAUGGAGGACUAAAUUCCAAAGGAGGAUGAAUAUUGCAGACAAUGCAUCAAAGGCACGUAGUGUCGAUUCUCUUCUUAAUUUUGAGACUGUUAAAUAUUACAGUGCUGAACGUUAUGAAGUCGACGCUUUCCGAGAAAGUAUUCACAAGUUCCAGGUUGAAGAAUGGAAAUCGAUGGUUUCGCUCAACCUCCUGAACAAUCUUCAGAAUGUGACGAUAUGCUCUGGUCUUUUAGCAGGGUCUUUGCUUUGCGUUUAUUUGGCCGCGACGCAUCAGGGUUUGGAUGUCGGGGAUUAUGUUCUGUUUGCCGGUUACAUCUUGCAGUUGUACGUCCCACUCAAUUGGUUUGGGACGUAUUACAGAGCGAUACAGAAAUCAUUUGUUGACAUGGAAAACAUGUUUGAUCUGCUUUCUGAAGUACCUGAAGUCAGCGAUGAACCAGGAGCACACGCGCUCUCGCUUACAGAAGGAUCGGUGGAAUUCAAAAAUGUGUCAUUUUCGUACAACCCCGAUAGAACUGUUUUAAGCAACAUUUCAUUCUUUGUCCCAGCAGGGAAGACCGUCGCCCUUGUUGGUCCAUCGGGAAGUGGGAAAAGCACGAUAAUUCGUUUGUUGUUCCGUUUCUUUGACGUUAAAGAUGGCGAGAUACUUAUCGACGGGCAAAACAUCAAAUUUGUUAAACAGGAUUCACUGAGACGAGCCAUCGGUGUUGUCCCACAAGAUACUGUAUUAUUUAAUAAUACGAUUAAGUACAAUAUUCAGUACGGCAGAAUAAAUGCCCCUGAUGCAGAUAUCAUCAAUGCUGCAAAAAAUGCAGAUAUACAUGACCGAAUUUUAAAUUUCCCUGAAGCUUAUGACACACAGGUCGGUGAGAGAGGUCUGAAGUUGAGUGGGGGUGAAAAACAGAGGGUCGCUAUCGCUAGGACAUUGCUGAAGGCACCUACUGUCGUCUUGCUUGAUGAAGCUACCAGUGCCUUAGACACUCAGACAGAAAGAAACAUCCAGUCCGCUCUCGCGCAAGUCUGUACAAACAGAACAACAAUAAUCGUAGCCCACCGGCUUUCGACCAUCAUCCAUGCAGAUGAAAUUUUAGUGUUGGAAGAUGGUGAAAUCAUUGAAAGAGGACGGCAUGAGGAUUUGAUCACGAGGGGAGGUAAAUAUUCGGAAAUGUGGCAGCAGCAAUUGAAAAACGACGCCGCCGGCGAUACAAAUCAAACAACUGAGACUCCAAAUACAACAACAGAAGAGGCGUAAAUUAUUUUUAUUUUUUAAAUAACAAAGUCUGAUUGCAUACUGCAGAAUAAUAAAUAUAUUGCAAAAGGAAAUUCAAAUUUGAUUCCUUCUCUGUUAUACUCACAUAGAUUUGUUUUUCUU